This is a messenger RNA of Fusarium redolens, 1211 nucleotides long. RefSeq lists its product as uncharacterized. The record is from RefSeq and is a predicted model, not a curated record. Bases 81 to 1001 code for a protein of 306 amino acids. Lineage: Eukaryota; Fungi; Ascomycota; Sordariomycetes; Hypocreales; Nectriaceae. The transcript has a single exon.
CAGCAAGGCAUAAUCACAUCUUCAUAAAGACCAGCUCGCAACAGGCCUGACUCAAAAUAUCCGACUAGAACCUCUAAUCAAUGACAAACACAACGGAAGCUCUCAACCGCUGGGCCCUCGUAUCCUCUCUCUACGGCCCCGGCACUUUCUGGAGCUGGCUCAUCAUCGUAGCCUCCGUCUUCAUAAGCUGGACCAUCAACCCCGUCACAAAACGCUCAGACUCAAUCACAAAUGACUUGAUCGCAGCACUUACACUACCUGUAGUCGCAGCUGCAGAUGCACUCUAUCAACUUGCGAAAUAUGACCGCCCUGAUCGUCCACGGUUGCUUCUGAGUCAUUCACCAGAGGAUAUUCAACUCGUCGCUGCGCUUGAAGCCCCGCUUGCUAUCUGCGAAGUUUACGUUGUACUGGCUAUAUUCCUCCACAGCGCUGCGUCUCGGACAUAUCAGUGGAAGCGUGUGGGUUUUGUUACUGUUUCGACUCUUUUGUGCUUUUCGCCGCAGUUGGUUAUUUUCUUUACAUAUCCUGAUCUUCCUGUCUCGAGAAGUACAUUCGCCAGACCGUUUCUGUUCAACUUCGUGCUUGCGUUGGGAUUCAUAUCGGGGAUCAUGGCUAUCAUGACGGGUGUAUCGAUUAUUCGAACAGUUGUUGUUACGGUCUAUCGCAAAGCAAAGCCUCCUAGUAGCGAAGGCCAAGACUUGUUGAAGGAAAGGCGCAGCAGGUUUGAGAAAUGGUCGAAUAUACUCGCAGCAGUUCUCAUCGCAAGUAUCAUCUCCAUGGUCAAAUAUGGGUUUGUUGGCAAUACACAGUACUUUGCUGGAAGGGUGCUCGGAUACCAGACUCGUAUAAUGAGAUUUACACCAAAGAGUAACGUCUCUCUUACGGAUUUGGAUCAGAUUGUUGCGUUGGCAGGUGGAGGAAUCACACUGUUGUUUAGUGUUUAUGAUGCUGCGAAGGGUUGGCGAUUGUCUUCUCAUGCCGAGAGUGGGAAUAAUGGCUAGACAAUUAACGGUUCCUGAGACAAAUACAAUUAUAGAGAUUUCUUCGUUAUUCUGGGCUCUCUACAUAGAUGGCGUUGACUAAGUAGUUCUCCAGCUUUCAUGAGACCUAGGGGGCCAAAACUCUAUUUGACUUCAAGAUAUAUACAACGUUACUGCUGACAGAAGUCAAACAUCACAUCUUGUUCAUUAGCAUUGUAAUAAUUUCAUCGG